Seminavis robusta is the source of this 1917-nucleotide messenger RNA. Lineage: Eukaryota; Bacillariophyta; Bacillariophyceae; Naviculales; Naviculaceae. The record is from the annotation of a GenBank genome assembly.
GUACACUUUGUCUCCUUCCUUGCACAACAACUUGACACAUAGUUCCAAAAACUCCUCCACCAUGCCGCAACAGCAAAAGGACCAGCACUCCAAGAAACGCAAGUCCGACGAUGUGUCCGCCAAGAGUCAGAAACGAGCGUUGAAACAAGAACGGCAAUCGCAUCGGAAACAUGCCGACUGUGUCACCGAGGCCAAGAAGAUUUGGAAUCAACUCCGUCUCAAGAACAACUCCAAGGAAGAGACUCGGAAAAUGACGGAAGAGCUCAUGGCACUGAUCAAGGGGAAAACGACGGAAAUUGCUUUGCAGCACGAUGCCAGUCGCGUCGUUCAGGCGGCAUUGCAAUUUGGAACCAACGACGAGCGAAAGGAGAUUUUGAGCGAACUCUGUGACAACAGCAACACCAAAAAGGUGGCUGGGGCGGCUUCUUCCGGAAGUGCCUUUGUGGAAUUGGCCCGGAAUCAAUAUGCGCAUUUUGUAGUGCUCAAGGCCAUCAAGUAUGGCGUCCACAGUCCUGAUUGUAUUCGUCUCAUUGUCAAGUCGCUCAAGGGACACAUGGCCAAGUUGGCCGUUCAUGCCACGGGAGCAAAAGUGGUAGAAGCGCUCGUUCAGACAUUUCCCAACAAAUCCACAGCUCCACUUAGGCAAGAAUUCUACGGUCCCCAGCUCUCCCUCUUUGUCAAUGAUCUGGCUGCUGCUUCUGCCGGAACCAACAAUCAAACCCCCGAUCUUGCCUUUCAUUUCCAAAAUCUAAAUGACAAAAAGAAGGAAACAGCACUCACAUUCAUUCGCAAUCAAAUCCUGGAAAAGGGCAUUGAAAAAUCACUCUUUGGAUACAACUAUUAUCAAUCCGUCUUUGCCGAAUACGUCACACACUGUUCUCCUCAUCAAGUGCGAGACAUUGCGCCUUCGGUUUGCGAUCAUGCCGUGCACUUUCUCUCUAGUAAAGCCGGGACCAAGGUGGUUGCCGCCUGUGUCGCCUAUGGAACGGCCAAAGAUCGACGCCGCAUUUGCAAAUCCCUAAAAGGAUACAGUCGCAGUGCUCUUCUCCAUCGGGAUGCCUAUUUGGCCAUUUUGCGACUGGUUCAAGUCAUGGAUGAUACCGUGUCGGUACAAAAGUAUGUAUUCCACGAGUUGUUGACACGCAAAGAUGGUGAUGAUGACGACGAUGACAGCGAUCCAUUGUUGGAAAUUGCUUUGCAUGACUUGGCAUACAAACUCUUUGUCAUGCUCUUGACCAGUAAUAAGGACGACUGGAAAAAGAGUUUUGAUCCAUACGAGUUAUCCGUCUUGGAACCCAAUCCUCCCAUGAUUCAGGAAGGAGGCCAGAUGGUUCCCACCAGUAAGAAGGAUCCGGAAACGCGUCGCCAAGAGUUGGCGCAACACUUGCAAAAGCCACUCAUUGAACUCUGUACCAAUCAUGCUAGAGAAUUAAUGACGAGCUUGUCGGGAUCCGUCCUGAUUCGACUGGUCUAUGCCAACUAUCAUCCCACUGAUUUGGUAGAGGCCAUUGUCAAGGUUUGUGAGGACGAGUUGACCAAGAAAGAUGACGAGGAGGGCUCGCUGUAUGAAGAUCGAGUGGGUCAUUUGGCCAUUAAGAAUCUCAUCUUGUGUGACGUGGAGGAGGAAGAGCCAUUGCUUGCCAAAGCGUUCUGCGACAAGCUCAAGGAUCAGCUGAUGGAGAUUGCCAAGUCUAAUCGAGGCGCCUUUGUCGUCGCGGCACUCUGCAAAAUUCCCAGUGUCAGAAAGAGUGUCGUGGAAAAGGUCAAGAAACAGGUGCCAAUGCUCAAGAAACGAAUGGGAGACAAAGCACAUGCAGGCUUUCAGACUCUGCUCAAAGAAAUUGAGAAGUAAACUCUUCAACAGACUUACACGUACUUUAGCUGCAUAUUCUAUUCAUUCUAGCUAGACUUGAUUCC